This is a messenger RNA of Salvelinus fontinalis (brook trout), 10918 nucleotides long. RefSeq lists its product as uncharacterized. The coding region runs from base 60 to 10172 and encodes 3370 amino acids. Lineage: Eukaryota; Metazoa; Chordata; Actinopteri; Salmoniformes; Salmonidae. Gene Ontology annotation, cellular component: nucleoplasm. The record is from RefSeq and is a predicted model, not a curated record. Gene Ontology annotation, biological process: negative regulation of gene expression, epigenetic. The transcript is spliced from 22 exons.
GUGUGCGAAUGUCAAGAGGAGAAAAAGGCACAAACUGAUUUCAUACGUUUUUUUCAACCAUGGAAAUCGAGAAUGGUGCCGCAAGAGGUGUUUUGUUACCUGUACUACCAGGUUCCGAGCCCUUCGACAACAGUAUUCUGCCUCCACUGCAGAACAUGUACAUGUAUGAGGAGUCUAAGCAGUCUUUCAGAUACAACUCUGCUUUCUUGAUAAAGAAUGCCACCCUGCAAGACCGGUAUGAGGCCUUCCGAACUGAAAGGAGAGGCAUGGGAUACUCAGAGGAAGAACUGGAGGAGUCCUAUGGGUUCUUACUGUUUGACGACAAAAAUAAGGCAAAUAAACUGGGAGAAACUGGUGUAAUCCCUGGUCACAGUACAUGCUCAACGCUUGGAGAUCCUUCAAAGGGUGUGUACGUGUCCAAGUACUCCGACUGCCUGGACAUAAACCGCUGGUACCACGGGAAGUCUGGAUACAUCGCCAUCAUCAGACUCACCAAGGGCAGAGUGAAAGACGUGACAGAGAACUACACAGUAAACUACACCUCUCCCUCUAAUGGGUUUGACUGUCAUGUAUCAGAGCAGCUCAGUGCCGUGUCGGCCAACACCAGCUCCUUCCUGGCCUUUGAGAGAACACAGUACUACAUGUAUGAGCUGCCUGGUGGAGGGGCUGAAUCGACAGUCCAGCCUCCUAGCCAUGCCUGCCCAUUCGCUAUAGUGGCUUUUUCCUAUUGGGAUACCAAGACACCUGCAUCAGAGGACCAAGAGAAAAGUGAGGAAGAAAAAACAGUGUUUCACUACUACCCCUGGUGGGGUCAGCUCCAAAUCAGCUCCCAGGUCUACCAUGUGGGUCUGAAGUCCAGCACUGGACCCCUGAUUCCAGCUAAACUUCCAACAGUAAUGGCAGUUGACGGAGCCAUUAAAAUGUCAGAUCUGAGGCAGAAAUUACCGAAGGCUAUAUUUGAAACCUGCUUCAUCGGUGAAGUUUCUCUGGAAGGAAUGGGUUGCAGUCUGUAUGAGCUGGCACCCAGUGAGGCUGAGGACACCUCUCUCUCUCAGCUUACACAGGAGCUCAAGGAGAAAGACCUGGCCCUCGCAAUACAACUGAAUGAUAGUGGUUUCCUUAUACUGUUACAUUCAUCUCACUUCCUCACAUAUGAAGAUGCUGGGUCCAAUAAGCCAGAGGUAUUGCAGGGGAUGUUUGUGUUUCCGGAUUCCAGAGCUAUACAACGAGACACCAAGAUCUGCUCGAAGAAGCCCUCCCUCUCACCAGAGGUCCUCCAGGUGGUGCCUGCACUGAACUACGCAGAGACAGAGGUGGAAAAGUGCCUCCCUGAACAGAGUGGGGAGCUACGUGGUUUACUAGAGCAGCAUAUCCAGAGCUACGCUGCCCUCAUCCACCCUGGGCUUACUAUCAGUCCAUCUAGGGAAGCCAGCAUCUUCCCAGAUCAGUUUGAUGUUCCUGACGCCCUCAAAUAUCUCUACUCCAGCCCAAAGUGGACUGAAAUGGGAUGGAAAUGUCUCAAGUCUUACUUUCACCAGCCGGGCUCCUUCGAGCUCUCUGUAUCCAGGGCCACGGAACUUCUGGCGGCUGGACGAGAGGAGCGAGGGGAUGAGCCAGAUGAUGACGUCUACUACUGUCUGUCAUCUCCAGAAGGCCCCCCCAUGACUCCUGCUAGUCUGGGUGGCCCAGAGGAGGAGCAGUCAGGGGGACAGUCACCAGGAGACACAGCUGACACAGCCACAUACAUAAGUAAUGCACCGGCAGUAUCUACAGAGGACUUUGACAAACCUGGUAUGACCAAGGCAGACAGUAAUGCACCAAAUAAAAGAGUAGAGGAAGAGAAGAACUUGCCUUCAAAGGAGGUGCAAGACAAGGUGCAACAUGUGCAACCCAAGGGGGUGCAGGAGGAAGUGCCCUCUGAUCUUAUCAAGCCUGCGGUCCCAGCAGGGAACUUUGGGAAACCUGUCUUGAAGAAGGCUGACAGUAAUGCACCAGGGACAACUUUGAUUCCAAAAGAGGUGCAGAAGGAGCGUCCCUAUGAUCUUUCCCAGCCUGCUGUGUUGGCAGAUGAUUCUGGGAAGAACAAGGCCGUACCAGGGGUAGGAGUAGAGGAUGAAGGGACACAUUUGAACCAAGAGGAAGUCCAAGUGGAUAGGCAAAAGGAGGUGAAAGAGGAUAUGCUUUCUGAUCUUUCACAGCCUGCAGUCUCUGCAGAAAACUUGAGGAAAGCUGGCCCAGCAGUGUUGGGUAAGGCAGACUGUAAAGCACCAGAGGUGGGAGUAACGAAUGAAGGGACAAACUUGCACCUGAAAGAGGUGCAAAAGGAUAUACCCUCCGGUCUUUCACAGCCUGCAGUCUCUGCAGAAAACUUGAGGAAAGCUGGCCCAGCAGUGUUGGGUAAGGCAGACUGUAAAGCACCAGAGGUGGGAGUAACGAAUGAAGGGACAAACUUGCACCUGAAAGAGGUGCAAAAGGAUAUACCCUCCGGUCUUUCACAGCCUGCAGUCUCUGAAGAGGAAUUGAAGAAACCUGGGCCGGCCCUGGCAACCAAGCCCAACAUUAAAGCAGUAGAGACAGGAGUAGAGGAUAAAGGGGGGGAUUUGCCUAAGGAGGUGCAAGAGGAGUUUCCAUUUGAUCUUUCCCAGCUUGCAGUGUCGGCAAAGGUUUUUGCAAUAGCCGGUAUGACAGUGAUGACCAAGGCCACAGAGGUGACAGAGGUUUCAACCUCACCUGCAUCAGGUGACCUCCCAACAGUGCUAGUCAUCACUGCCACUGAAGGAACUGCAACCGUUGUACCUCAUAAUGAGAACUUUGGCUUGAUCAAUACAGAGUCGAUCACAAAGAACUCCUCCAGUUUGCCACCAGCCAAAGUACAGGAGAGGGGUGGAAGUGCUCUCAAUGGGCAACGUGGCAAGGCCAAUGAGGUCAAUAACUUCUCUACAUCAGAUUGGAGGAAACGGCCAAGGAAACGGCGUAGAUUUAGCGGGUUGGGUAAACGGGUCUUGAGGUCUUCAGCAGCUGACUUUGAAGAGGAAGAAACUGAGAAGGGAUGUUUGGAUUCAAGUAAAGUCUACUCAUUGAAAAAGAGGAAGGAAAUGACAGAUUUAGUUCAACUUAACCCAUGGAAAAAGAAGGAAAGGAUGGAUGUAACCCAGGUUCGUCCAUUGAAAAUGAAGAGGGAACUGAUGAAUUUGACCCUAGAUCCCCCAUUGAAAAAGAAGGAAAGGAUGGCUGUAACCCAGGUUCGUCCAUUGAAAAUGCAGAGGGAACUGAUGAAUUUGACCCUAGAUCCCCCAUUGAAAAAGAAGGAAAGGAUGGAUGUAACCCAGGUUCGUCCAUUGAAAAUGCAGAGGGAACUGAUGAAUUUGACCCUAGAUCCCCCAUUGAAAAAGAAGAAGGAAAGCAAGGAUUCAAUUAACUUUUACCCAUUCAAAAGUAAGGAAAGUAUGGAUCUAAAUCACGACGGCCACCCAUUGAAAAAGAAGACAGAUCGGUGGGACUUGAAGGCGAUCAUCUCCGAAUGCGGUAGAAUCUUUGUCCCUCAUGGUUCAGAAGUUAUCGCCAAGGAUAUAGAAUCUUUGAAAGUUAUGGGGAAAGUGAUAGAUCACAAACAAUGUGCUGAUGAGAUGAUGGUUGAAGCUUGUAUCAAAGUACCCCAACCCAUAGAGACAGGAGAUGAACCUGGCCUAGAGUUGAUAAAGUCAGGUGAAAACAAAGAUUCACACAUAUGGAGUUCAGACAGUAAAGACCAUCCGCCAGAGGUCAAAAUGGCUGAUGUAGACAAGAUGGCCUCUCAGAAACCCUCAGAACUGGUCCAGAACAAAGACAUGGAUUUUCCUUCCUUAGAAAAACACAAAAAGAAUUGUCAAUUUGUUGCAAUAUCCCUCAGUAAACUAAAGACAGUUUUUUCAAGAAGGGGAAAGAGGAAAACACCUCUCAAACCGGUUUCAGAAGAUCAAAUGUUACCAUUGGACAAGAAAAGCAAGGCCGAUGCUGGCAUGGAUAAAAUGGAAAGUGUUCAUUUGAGUAAUUCCUGCAAAGAUACCCCGGACAGAACCAGAGGUGCUGCUGAAGUUGCAAAGGAACAGACAUUUGGCCUAGACCCAAAGUUUGCACUAGCAUUAGGCUUGACUCCUAGGGAGUUGCAUAAUGAUGCACUCAAAUCUCCAGAAAAAAGUGAUAUUCCAUUGAAGAAAGACAUUCAGAGCAGACUGGACCUGGUUACUCCACAAGCCACAUCUGACCAAAUGUCUGAGGCUUUGCCUAGCCCCCCUUCAGCAACAAUAACCUUAACGGGUCGGGGGAGCCCAUUGAAAAUGAAAUGCAAGCCUGCAGACUCCAUAAGGAAAAAAUGGUGGUUGCACUAUCACACACCAGCUUCUUUUGAAAAAGAGAAAGUAGCACAGCCUAUAUCCCCCCAACUACUGACACUAAACCCUGAUGUCAGGCGUGUUGUCAGUAGGGGUAGGCCUCGCACAGUGAAGAAAGAUGCCAGUGAUGCAUCAUGCCCACCAGCAGAUGCUCUGACCCUAUUGGCCGAUUUGGCCCUCAGUACCAGUAACGACAAAGUACUGGACCAACUGGCUCUUCAGCAACAAGAAUGCUGUCCAAGUUUGGUUAUAAGUGACAACAGUGUCAAAGAUGGCAGCUCUCCUCAUGAGUCAGAUGGUGAACCAGAGUCUGUCCUUCAUGCACUGCUGAAGCACCCUUCUGUUGCUAGGCUUAAACUUCCCCCUCAGUCUCCGUCACCCAAGGGGCUGGUGGUGGGGAGUGGGGAGCGGGUUGUGUUAGUCUCACAAGAGCAUUCUUACUCACUGCCGCCAUCCUCCUCUCUACUAUUGGGUUUGUCAGGUUCAACCCUCCAAGUCCCAAUUUCGGAGGGACUUCAGCCGCAUCGCAAGGAUAUGGUCUAUGGUGACGGAACUCAAGCACUACGGACCUUCCUGUGUCAGGAGCAGGACCAGAACAGGAAGGAACUCGGGGAGGAACCCGGGGUGGCUCCAGAAUCCAUGAGCAAAGGAAUUGGGCGCAGGCAGAAGUUCCGUCGGUUACGGCGGUUCAUCGAAAAAGACAGCUCGGUUCAAGUGACAAGGCUGUGGAAGGAAAACUAUGACUUUAAUUCAGACAGCAAGUUUACCAACGACCCUAUGGAUAAAACAGUUAUUAGAGCCCUACAUGGCCCAUGGGAUUUCAACAUUGAGGACACAAACGAACAGGUUCAGCUCAUCAUCCACAUGUGGAUAGGUCUUUUCUACAGCAGGUCCACUGCUAGGUUCUUCCAGGCAGACCCAAGUCUUCUAUGUAUGGAGGAAAAAGAUUCUACAGAAGUGGAUCAUGGAAUGGUACAAGCCCAGGUUACAUCUGAGACCAAGACAAGUUCCCCUGCUUAUAUUGCCCUUUCCAGGCUCCCAGAACCUGAAGUUUUGGACCUUAGUAAUGUGGGUAAAAAAGAAUCACAACCGUUAAGCUUGGAACCUGAGGUAUUGGACCUUUCAGUGAAAACAACAUCGACUGUGUUAGAUUUCACUGUAGACACAAAGGACUCCCCUGAGUCCAAGCAAAGAAUAGAUUUUAAAAAUCUUCCAGUAUACCAAUCAGAAAGUGGACUCCACAAAGAAAUCAUCUCUUUUCACAAACAAAGUACAGGUCUUGAGUUAAAGGUUUACAGAGACCGUGUGGACAGCAUGACGUCAGACAAAGCGAGUGAACUGGAUGAUGAAGAAACUAACAACCAUGAGAAUGACAGCAAUGGUACCCUCCAAAAUGAUGUGUCCCCUAACAGAAGAACUUUGGAAAGUGAUGGAUCGUACAUUCUCUUGUGUGAACAGGCAGCAAGUGUGUACAUUAAUCAAGAAAAGGUCCUGGAGACUCAAAGAAUUGCCCGGGGUUUGGAGGGCAAAGCCAAAAAGGAAAUCCAAAAGGAAGAGAGGAGCCACGAUGGAGUACAUAACAUAGCAAGUCUUAAAACCAUGGAAUCUAAAGAUGUUGAUGAGGCGCAACAAGUUAAAGAUAACGAUUCAGUCAAAACAAUGUCAUGCACAAAGGUGCUGGGGGAUGGUGACGUUACCAAUAUGGCUGACAGAGUUGAGCGUAAUGCAAGUGAACCCAGAGAUGGGUCUUACGUUGCCAUCUGUGAUGGCAGUGAGUCAAAAACGCACAAAGCAUAUCAUAGCGUGAAGGAUUCUGUUGAAGCAGCAAAACCAGAAGCAGUGCAUGUUGGGAAAGACACCACAAACAAGGAAAUCAAUGCACAACCUGCUGGGAAUGAUUCCAUUGGUACGGCACUCAAAGCAAUGCAUGAUGAAAAGAUUCCCAAAGGUGUGUCACGGAAUGAUGGGAACUCCAAAAAUGAGGUGCAAACUGCAUUGCAGGAAGGGAAUGAUACUAGAGAUGAGGCACUACCAGCGGUGAAUUAUGAAAAAGAGUCGGGCGAUAAAGCAGCAGCUGCAGUAUGUGGUGGGAAUAGUUCGGUAGCUGAAACACCAACAGAGUUAUCACAUAAUGAAAAUGGUUCCCAAAAAGAAACACCAUCAGUGGUGCAUAGUGGAAAUGAUUCCAUACUACCUGUGAAACUGUAUAGCAAGCUGUAUAUAGACGAAGAACCCACUGCGGUGAACGAUAGAAAUGCUUCCCCCGGUGAGGUACAACCAAUGGAGCAGGUUGGGGAGGUUUCUAUUGGCACUACUAGAGUACUGCUAGAGAUGCAGGGUGAGAUUAAAUCGAAAGAUGAGGUACCGACCACGAGAGUAUUUCCACUAUGUGGUGAGAACACGCCUUGUGUCGGUGAGUUCGACACGCCCAUUCAGUCCAAGGAUGUUUCAGGGGAGGCUAAAACAACAGUAGUUGAGACUGAUUCCAAUGGGAUUAGGGAUUCUAAAGAUCAGGAACAGGUAUCGAUGCCGGGUCAGAGUAAAUCUGAUAUCGACACACAAGGGCCCCAGCAUUCUCAAGACGAGACGUCAGAAGUACUGACAGGCCAGGUAGAAAUACCACUGAUUGGAGUAGGAAUUCCCAGGGAAGAUAUCGCACACACAGAUGUUCUACAUUCACACAGUCCGACACCAGAGAGAGUGCGUGCUCAGAUAGAAAUACCAUUUAUUGGAGUAGAAUUACCAUUCAUUGGCGUAGAGAAGGAUAGCAAGGAUAUCAUGCACACCGAGGUGCACGACACUCACUUGUGUCAUAGGGAUAAUUUGUUUUCAGGUGAAAUGUUUAGAAAAGCUUCAAAGGGAACUGAAUCUGUCAGUAGAUGCCCAACCCCUAUCGUGGACGAUGGUUACAUCCCGAUUCCUGACAUCGACAGUGGCUGCUUGGUUAUCUGCGAUGCCGAUGGGGUCAGCAAACCCCUCGGCAGAUGCCCAACACCUACACAAGAUGAGCCACCUUUCGUUACAGAAUUGUCUUAUGACCAUCACACACCGGAGACUGUUUUUUUGCCUGAUUCGAAAGACACCAACAGUCCCAACCUCAAUAGUGGUUUUGCUCUUAUUGAAAAUGAAAAGGCUUAUCGUGAACCACAUGAACCAAGUCUUGGUAGCAGCCCUAGCUCUGUAGAGAAUAUGUUGCAUAAAUCCAGCAACAACAAUAGCAAACCAAAUAAUCUGGAAGCCAUUGGUAAUCAGUUCUCUCAAUUAUUGACUGAACCCCGCAAGAAGCCAAUUGCCACUAGCACACCUCUCAACACUCCCUAUACUUCUUCAAAGGAAAAAAACAAUAACAAUCCUUAUUCAAAUAUGCGACUUGCCCCUGCUGAACAAGACCUGUAUGCUCUUUCAAGUCACGAUUCACUGCAUAGGUUCCCUGACUCCUAUCCCAAAACACAUAGCACCCUAACACAGAAAGCAGCAUUCUCUGUGCCAUCAAUCCACCUUGAAGUCCUGUCCAAUGAAACAACAGAAAGAACAUUAACUCGGGACUUGAGUGAAAUCGCUUUGGAAGGAGACACUAACUUGUGUCCUGCCUCAACAGAGAUUAUCAUACAGUCCAUCCGUCAGAGUAUCCCAGGAGUAAGUGGACCUACAGCAGCUUCUCAGAACCUUUCAGGGCACAACUUUACUGAGCCCCAUCCAUACAGCCAACAACUUGCCAUGGCUGUGAAUCUCUCCAAGAGUGAAGGCAGCAGAGGAGAGUACAGCUGGAAAGAAGGACAAACGAAUAUUGACCCUAUGUCUUCAGAUGUUCUCAAAAGCAAACAAACCGCUGCCCCUGUCCACUCAAACACUGAUCCUCACCCGUAUAACACACCAUAUGUCACCGAAAUGAGGAGACAGAUUGCAAGUUUGCAAGAUAAUGUUACGGAUGAAAGUGAGGAGCCUGCCGUAGAGCAAGACAACAUUGAAUCUAGUCUAGAGACAAAUUGGAUAUCAGAUGACCAACACGCUAGUAAUACAUCCCAGUUGAAUAAAACAAAACUUGACUUCAUCAACUCUUUACGCCAGUAUCAGCAAUGGGAUAAAGGGGAAUUUGAUGAUGUUUUGGACUUCAGCAAGCAAGGCACUUCCUCUUCUUCAGUCACCUUCCAGUCUGAAGAAUCAGACAAAAUAUUUACCCGUAUGGAAGAGAACAAACAGGACUGGUUAAAGUAUUGUAGGUCAGAGAGGAGUGGGAACACCUCCAAAAGCCAAAUUGAUUUGGACGAUGAGCACGAGGAAGUUUCCUCAUUUGCAAAGCCAUGCCUAGUUACAGUUUUGGAUCACAAAGGAAACAGAAUCACCUAUGAAAACUAUCCCGUUCUGAAACCUUCAACAAGCAUGCACACACGGACAGUUCCGAACUCAGACAGACAGGGCUCGAGCAGAUUUCUGGACUUCUCCAAGAGGUGGGAUGAUACACAUAACGCUGACGAAUCUGACCUCACUCAGUCGUCUGUGGAUCUGGAGACCCUCAUCUUCUCAGAGAGAAUGAACCAGAUGCUAAAACGUAAAAAGAAGAGUAGCAGCAGCAGGUACAACCGAGCAAGACACCACAGGUCAAAUGUAGAAGAGCGAGCUUCCUCCUGUAGCCCGGCUGUGACAGUGCACUUUUCCAACCUGCAGGAACAGGAAAGCUCGGAAGAACACUGGGAGGGACUACCUUCACUCGCAGGGCAGAAGUUAAAAAUAGAUAUGCCUGAAAGGAAGGGUAUGCCUGAAGAAACAGACAGAGAUAUGCCACAGCAUCUUCAAAAACUCUCCUAUACAAAGGGCAGUGAGAUGACGCACGUCAAAGUUUCAGACCUGGUUGCGGAAAGUUUCGAGGCGUACCAUGCCAUGAUGACUGAGGUCUGUGCAGGCAGAAAGUACCCACACAGAACCGAGAGACUCAAGAGAGAAGAAGCAAAGAGAAACAGUUUGCCAAAGUCUCGAGCCCCAAGCAAAGACAAAGAGUUCUGUGGUCAGAUGAAGAAGGACAUGUAUGACAGCCUGCAUGAUAAUCUGAACUCUGUUGUGAAACAGUCAUGUAAGAACAAGUUCAGGUUCUACAUACUGGUGACAUCAGACGACCCAUUCUUCAACGAGACAAAGGAGCUGUUAGAAGCAGAGGGACACAUAACAGUAGAACAGUCUCAAUUCUGCCUUGGAAAGGAUAGUCCCUCAUCCCCUCUAUACAUUAUCUUGAGGAACGAAGAUAUUGCUGAACACAUUUGUGAGGUCCCUCACUUGCUUGAAUUGAAGAAGUCUCAGAAUGUGUUGUUUGCUGGUAUUGACCGUCCUGAUGACAUUGUGAACCUGACCCACCAAGAACUCUUCAGCAAAGGCGGUUUUGUGGUGUUUGAAGGAGCAGCACUGGACACACUCAGUCUCAGCAACAUUAAGAAAAUGUCUGGUUUCCUGGAGGGGCUGAGUAAAAAGGGGAAGUGGAAAUGGCUCUUGCACUACAAAGACAGCCGGAAACUGAAAGAGAACGCACGGUCUAGUGCUGAGGCACAGGGUAAAAAGAGCUUCAUGGACAUCUGCCAGGAGGCUGGAAUGGUGGAGGUCUUACCCUACCAUGAAUGUGACGUCAUUUCAAGGACACGACCCAACUACCUCCACUGUCUAGUCCGGCUGCAGGUCCAGAAUGUAUCAGCUCGUCUACCUGUAUUUAUAACUGACACAACGGCAGACAAAGCGUUUGCAAAACAUGGGAUAUUCACAAUGAAUAUUAACUCCUUCUUGCUGAUUUCUCAGAGUGACACUUGCACUAUUUCUUAAACUGACAGAAGUCUUCAGUACAUCAAUCAAAUUUGAUUUAAGCCUUUUUUAUACAGAACAAAAAUAUUAAACACAACAUGCAACAAUUUCAAAGAUUUUUCUCAGUUACAGUUCAUGUAAGGAAAUUUGUCAAUUUAAAUAAAUUAGGCCCUAAUCUAUGGAUUGGGCAGGGCCCGGCCCAUGCACUUGGCAGCCAGGCCCACCUACUGGGGAGCCAGGGACAGCCAAUGAGAAUGAGUUUCUCCCCACAAAAAAGGAUUUAUUACAGACAGAAAUUCAGUGUACAUUAUCAACAGCUGUCACAAAGUGAUUUAAAUUAACCUGACCCAGACUCUAAAGAGCAAGCAGAAGAACAGUGGCAAGGGAAACCUUGUAACCUCGAGAAUAACCAGACUCAGAAGGGGAUACUCCAAAAUCUGCUCUUUAGGGGGUCAUUGGGAGUUUGACACACUGAUCUAAAUCAGUGGUGUAAGAUUAAAAUAAUUCUCAGUAAGUUAUGUUUAUAGCAAGGCUUUGUUUAUUGCCGUUUUAGUCUUUUUUUUUGCUACCUUAGUGUAAAUCAUUGCAUUAUUUAGUUACAUUUUGUGUAGAUUUAUUUAUUCUUAAUAAUUUUCUAAAAGGAGGUAGAUUCUGUAUAGAGUAACGAUGACAUCCACUUCAAUGCAGAGCUCUGUGUUAGUGUAUUUAUUUGUAUGUUUGUAAAUACAUGUAUUGCACCUUUGCGAUAAAGAAAUGGACUAAAUGUU